Messenger RNA from Hyalella azteca, 2206 nucleotides. RefSeq names its product peptide methionine sulfoxide reductase MsrB. The coding region runs from base 518 to 1318 and encodes 266 amino acids. Gene Ontology annotation, molecular function: peptide-methionine (R)-S-oxide reductase activity. Lineage: Eukaryota; Metazoa; Arthropoda; Malacostraca; Amphipoda; Hyalellidae. Gene Ontology annotation, biological process: response to oxidative stress; protein repair. The record is from RefSeq and is a predicted model, not a curated record. The transcript is spliced from 5 exons. Gene Ontology annotation, cellular component: cytoplasm.
GUAGACUAGUGUAGGGCAUUUAAACUUUAAGGUUAUGAUGGUCAUGCCUGUAAUGCCACCUAGACUGAGCUGUGAGGUGCAUGGAUUUUGAAAUAGUCCAAAAUCCAAAUCCUCAAGAAACAAACAGAACGGCAAUAUAUUCUUUUAGCCUUCCCUUCUCAAGUUCUCAUUCUUUCCUUCUUUCCUUCUUUAUUUUCUUAUGCACUGUCUUACCUGCCCCACACUACUGCUCCAUUUUCCUUUACCCAAAUGAAAUCCAUUACACAAUUAGUUCUUAAAUUCUUUCACCACUGAUCUACUCCCCUUUACCCACUUACAAGACCACCACUCUGCCUGACCAGGCUGACCUCUAAAUGCUGUCACCUAAAAUUUACUCAUAGUUCAGAACUUCAGCCUAGCCUAACUUGCCACGAUUUGAAUUAGAGCAUCCGCAACUGGACUAAAUACUAACAAUUUGUGUGCACCAAGCUGCUAGGACUGGUACAGCAAUUAAAUCCCCCUGAAUUCUUGGAGCUACAUGGAUGUAUCUCUAAAAUCUAAUACUUUAAUAAUUGAAGAAAAAAUAGAGAUCAAAAUGUGGAAAUAUAGCCUCAGUUCAUUAUUUUCAUGUAAAGUAAAUGUUAUGAAUAUACAAUAUCAAACAUAUUUUUGUUUAAAUCUAUGCAAAAAUAGAGUAAAUUCAAAAAUGUCCUACCCCAAUUUAACCCUGUCUUUGAUGGUUAAAUUGUUGACUAUUAAAUUCCCUUUGAUAAUGGCUUCUCCUGAAACAGUUGGGCAAUGCAAUGCUGCGUUCAGUAACUCGGGUCAUUGUGGGGCAGGAAAAGAUGAUUCAAAAUGGACAAGCCCUGCAGAGUCGGCCACUGAUGGAUCUUUGGAACUGCUGAGGAAAAGGCUGUCACCGCUGCAGUUUCAUGUCACCCAAGAAGCUGGUACUGAAAAGGCUUUCACUGGUGAAUAUUACGCCCAUUUUGAGCCCGGCAUUUAUUCCUGCAUCGUCUGUGGAGCUUCUCUCUUUGGGUCAGAAGCAAAAUAUGACUCUGGGAGCGGCUGGCCAUCUUUUCAUUCCACUUUCAAGACUAAAGCAAAAAGCAGCCUUAAUACCGUGCAAAGUUCUGCUGAACAUAUGCAGGCUCAAGUAGAGGAGCAUGAGGGCAAUGUCAUAACUCGGCAGGACACAUCUCACGGCAUGCGGCGCAAGGAGGUGCUAUGCAGUCAAUGUGGCAGUCACCUGGGCCACGUGUUUGAGGAUGGUCCGCCUCCUACCGGCUUGCGCUACUGCAUUAACUCCGCCGCCUUGAUGUUCAACAAACAAACCUAGUUUGAACUACGUCGUGAACCUAGUUUGAACUACGUCGCAUAAGUAGUUUGAACUACGUCGCAAACCUAGUUUGAAGCACGUCGUAAACCUAGUUUGAACUACGUCGCAAACCUAGUUUGAACUACAUCGCAAACCUAGUUUGAACUACGUCGCAAACCUAGUUUGAACUACAUCGCAAACCUAGUUUAAACUACAUCGCAAACCUAGUUUGAACUACAUCGCAAACCUAGUUUGAACUACGUCGCAAACCUAGUUUGAAGUACGUCGUAAACCUAGUUUGAACUACGUUGCAUAAGUAGUUUGAACUACGUCGCAAACCUAGUUUGAAUUACAUCGCAAACCUAGUUUGAACUACGUCGUAAACCUAGUUUGAACUACUUCGUACAGUCAAGGACAGUUGCAUCUUAUCGGAGGCAAUAUAAAAUAUGAAAUGAUGACUUUCCGAACGGCAGCAACAGAAUGGGUUACCCAAGCAGCAUGUUCAUGCAGUACAGCAAAUGAACAAGAUUAGCAUUAGAAUCACAAUACUCAGCAGGCUGCGUCUCUCUUCAUGCUGACCGAGAAUUUUGUGACUUGUGAAGCUUAUUGGCACUUGCGCCGACAGUGACUACAGGUUUACGUGUGCUGCUGUGCUUCCUUUACAACUUACGGUAGUAUAAAAAUUAGAUAACCUCGUAUUAGAAAACGAUUUCGAAGUUCUUCUUGGUUAGUUUGUUCAUCUGGGCUUGAUCGGCCCUGGUGUUUAAAACUACUUCUCGAAUCUUUAUAAGCAACAUUUUCUGACGUAGAGGACUACAUUUUGACCAUCUUCUGACGUUGAAUGCUGUGCCUUUAAGACUCUGAUUGAGAACCGCGAGGCUGCGAAUAGGCUCGGCUCUUCCCUAUGAG